Messenger RNA from Spea bombifrons (plains spadefoot toad), 2642 nucleotides. RefSeq names its product phospholipase A2 group IVA (gene PLA2G4A). Bases 126 to 2348 code for a protein of 740 amino acids. The transcript is spliced from 18 exons. Gene Ontology annotation, cellular component: nucleus; endoplasmic reticulum; cytosol. Gene Ontology annotation, molecular function: calcium-dependent phospholipid binding; calcium ion binding. NCBI's taxonomy places the organism in Eukaryota, Metazoa, Chordata, Amphibia, Anura, Pelobatidae. The record is from RefSeq and is a predicted model, not a curated record. Gene Ontology annotation, biological process: glycerophospholipid catabolic process.
GCUGGGAGUUGUAGUUAUACUUCCUACUUCUCUGCCUGGAACUUCAAAAUACGCCGAGGGAGAGCGGCGCAGGGCUGGACGAUACAGUAUCAUAAGAGGACAAUUGGAGUGCAAUUACACCUGUAAUGGCUUCUAUAGAUCCCUAUCAGUUUAUAGUAGUUGAGUACCAGUACUCCCACAGAUUUACAAUAACUGUAUUGAAGGCCAGCAAUGUCACAAAGGGACGAUUUGGAGACAUGUUGGACACCCCAGACCCCUAUAUUGAACUUUAUAUUUCGUCAGCACCAGACAGCCGAAAAAGAACAAAAUACGUGAACAAUGACAUAAAUCCAGUCUGGAAUGAGACGUUUGACUUUAUUUUAGAUCCACAACAAGCUAAUGUUUUGGAGAUAACUCUAAUGGAUGCUAAUUAUGUGAUGGAUGAAUCUCUGGGCACCACACAAUUUGAUAUCUCCUCCAUGAAAACUGGAGAGAAGAAAGAAGUUAGUUUUACUUUCAAUAAGGUGACACAGGUAUUUCUGGAGUUUUCACUGGACGUCUGUUCAUCCACUGACUUGAGGUUCAGCAUGGCUUUAUGUGACCAAGAAAAGGCUUUCCGCCAAAAGCGCAAGCAUGUGGUCGUGGAUGGGAUAAAAAAGCUGCUUGGUCCUGAAAAAAGCAAAGAUUUACACACCACCUCAAAAGAUGUACCUGUCAUUGCACUUCUUGGAUCUGGAGGUGGAUUUCGGGCCAUGGUUGGGUUUUCUGGUGUUUUAAAGGCUUUGUAUGAAUCUGGAAUUCUAGACUGUGUGACAUAUAUUGCUGGCUUGUCUGGCUCUACUUGGUAUAUGUCUACACUUUACUCUCAUCCCGAUUUCCCAAAUAAAGGCCCCAAGGAGAUCAAUAAAGAGUUAAUGGACAAUGUCAGCUACAAUCCCUUGCUCCUGCUUACACCGCAGAAGGUGAAACGUUAUGUCGAAGCCCUGUGGAAGAAAAAAAGAUCUGGACAACCAGUGACGUUCACAGAUGUUUUUGGCAUGCUCAUUGGAGAGACACUUAUACAAAAUAGAAUGGGCAGUAAAUUGAGUCACCUGCAGACUAAAAUAAAUAAUGGACAAUGUCCUAUGCCUCUAUUUACAUGUCUUCACGUCAAACCAGAUGUCUCCGAGCUAAUGUUUGCAGAUUGGGUGGAAUUUUCUCCUUUUGAAAUAGGAAUGGCCAAAUACGGUACCUUUAUGCCUCCUGACCUUUUUGGAAGCAAGUUUUUUAUGGGAACUGUAAUAAAAAAGUACGAGGAAAACCCUCUGCACUUCUUAAUGGGUGUUUGGGGCAGUGCUUUUUCCAUAUUGUUCAAUAGAGUCCUUGGUGUUUCCAAUCACAUCAAAGGUGUCACGAUGGAGGAAGAACUAGAAAACCUUAAACCAAAACAUAUAGUGACCAGUGACAACUCUGACAGCGAUGAUGAACUACAAGAACCAAAAGGUAGUGAAGCUGAAGAAGAAUAUCAAAGAAACAAUGAAGCUAGUUGGGUUCAGCGUAUGGUCAUGGCUCUAGUGGGUGACAGUGCCCUUUUUAACACUCGUGAAGGAAGAGCUGGAAAAGUCCACAACUUUAUGUUGGGUUUAAAUCUGAACACGUCUUAUCCCAUUUCGCCCUUCGUAGGUCAUGGGAUGGAGAGAUGUGCUGACGAUGAUGAGAUGGAUGCUGCUGUUGCUGACCCUGAUGAAUUUGAGCAAAUUUAUGAACCCUUGGAUGUGAAGAGCAAGAAAAUACACAUAGUGGACAGUGGAUUGACAUUCAAUCUACCAUAUCCUCUUAUAUUAAGACCACAAAGAGGUGUUGAUCUCAUCAUUUCCUUUGAUUUCUCUGCAAGACCAUGUGAUUCUAGUCCUCCUUUUAAGGAUCUCCUCCUUGCUGAGAAGUGGGCACGGAUGAAUAACCUCCCUUUUCCAAAAAUAGACCCACACGUCUUCGAUCGAGAAGGAUUGAAAGAAUGUUACAUUUUUCGACCUAAGAACCCUUCUGUAGAAAUCGACUGCCCCACCGUCAUUCACUUUGUUUUAGCAAACAUAGAAUUUAGAAAGUUUAAAGCCCCAGGUGUUCCUAGAGAAACAGAGGAAGAGAAGGAAUUUGCAGACUUUGACAUCUUUGAUGACCCAGAAACUCCUUAUUCGACAUUUAACUUCCAGUAUCCAAAAAAGGCUUUUAAGCGGCUCCAUGACCUCAUGGAAUUCAACACCCUAAAUAAUAUUGAUAAAAUAAAGCAAGCAAUUGUGGACAGCAUGGAAUACAGAAGAACCCACCCGUCCCGGUGUUCGGUGUCACUUAAUGAUAUUGAAGCCCGGAAAUUCUUUAAUAAGAACCACUAACACAACAACUGUGUUUUCUAGGUUUUUAGUUGGAGUUCAGUAAUCCAAAUGGAUGUCUACGUACAUACUGGUAAUUGUUGUAGCAUAAAAUGUGCAUAGGCAGGGGGGUAUACCUUUUAUUUAUCAGUAUCACAAAAUGUUACAUUCCUUUUUAUAUUGAGGCUUUAAAUGUUUAUAUAUUAAAGUACAUCAAUUGUAUGACUAUUACAGUUAUUAUUUGUUUCUUUUGUGUAAUAUACAUGACUAACAUUUUACUUUAAAUAAAAUGGGUUUUACAUUUUUCUCACAAGCAAA